Papilio polytes (common Mormon) is the source of this 1330-nucleotide messenger RNA. Its product is annotated as cysteine-rich PDZ-binding protein. Gene Ontology annotation, biological process: cytoplasmic microtubule organization. The transcript is spliced from 2 exons. Lineage: Eukaryota; Metazoa; Arthropoda; Insecta; Lepidoptera; Papilionidae. The record is from RefSeq and is a predicted model, not a curated record. Gene Ontology annotation, cellular component: dendrite. Bases 120 to 422 code for a protein of 100 amino acids. Gene Ontology annotation, molecular function: microtubule binding; PDZ domain binding.
ACAGUGACAACUAACAUGACAUGACAUGACAUUUGAUGAAUUGAGGUUAUAACAAACUUUGUUUUCAAACAUUAAUUUCGAAGUUGUAAAUGAAACGAAAUAAUAUUUAAAAAAUAAAAAUGGUUUGUGAAAAGUGUGAGAAGAAGUUAGGCAAAGUCAUUACUCCGGAUCCGUGGAAAACUGGCGCAAGAAAUACCGUGGAAUCUGGCGGAAGAAAAGUUGGGGAAAAUAAGGCUCUUACUGCAAAAAAAGCUCGUUUUAAUCCAUAUACGGCCAAAUUUGAUGAAUGCAAAAUAUGUCGUAUGAAAGUACAUCAAGUGGGUUCACAUUACUGUCAAGCUUGUGCCUACAAGAAGGGUAUAUGUGCGAUGUGCGGCAAGAAAAUAUUGAACACCAAGAACUAUCGACAAAGUUCCACUUAAUGCAUAGAAUUAUUUAAGUCACCCUAAAGGUAGACUCCAAGCCUCUCAGUGUGGAUGAAUAGGUGGUGAUGAUUUUUUUUUUAUAACAUAAGGUGGUAAACGAGCCAGCGUCCACCUGAAUCCGCCAAAGUGCCCAAGUGACCACUGCCCAUAGAAAUGCCCAAUUGUAGAUGCAUUGCCUACCCUUAUCCAACAGAGGAGGAGACACACAUAAAAAGGACUUUCUUUGCAUCUCCGCCGCUGUCAAAUCCACUUGCCCUUCCCAUCCUCUCCUUAUGAGAAAAGGGUGGUAAGGAGUAAGAGACUUAAAUUAGGCCUCCUGCACCACACUCAUCAGACAAAACACGGAAUUGCUUCCAUUUUAUGCCUGUCUUCUGUGUGGUCGUGGUAUUACACCAGGCGUGACGGCCCAUUCGUGCUAAGAUGUUAAAGCGGGCACUACCACUGUAAGAUAGAUAAUGAAUAUAAUGAGAUGUAUUUUGUAAACUAAGUUUACAAUUUAAUAAUAGGUUAGUGUAAUCAUGGUUGUCAGUUGUGAUCUAUAAAUGAUAGACUGACUUAUUUUAAAGAUAUAUCUUGAUUCAUGUUAAACACUGAUCUGUAUAAAUGGAUAAGUCUUUCUCUUACAGCUUUUGUUCCGACAUUAACAUGUCUGUUAACAUUAAUUAUGUAUAAAUAUGUCUGUUACUAGAACCAAUUCUCAACACUGCCUCAGUCAAGGCCGAAAUGGUCAAAAUUUGCACAAAACUAAUUAUAGCCUGUCCAUUUAUAAAGAUCAGUGUUAUUUAAUCAUUUGAAUCAGAAUUCUUUGUUAAAUCAAGUUUUGAUAAAGAAAAAACUGUCACAUUUUAGAUUAUAAUUAAAUUUUGCAAUGCAAAAGUGAAUGGAGCAAGUUUUGUAAAUAUAGA